AUCAUCAGAACUGUCAGGCGUGGGCUGGGCAAAGCUAACAUUCUGAAGUUUUCUCCUCUUUUCCUCCUGUAAAAGAUUCUUUUACAUUCAGAGCACAAUGAAGUACUUGUUAUUGUGUAACUAUGAUUGUUUAUACCGACCGUGUGUAAUACUAGAUUUCAAGCUAUAGCUUACAGCUUGUUAAAGUUUUUCCUGCAUGUGGCUUUGAUUCCAAUUUAAAUUCCUGCAAAGCAAACUGGAUACUGAGUUCUUUUCCUGUCAUCCCAAGAUGAUGUGUUUAGUGUAUGUAACAGUGUUCAUUGCCAUAGGGUCAGCUACACCACGGUUCCAUCACAAAGGUUGGCUCCGUCUCCUAAAAGAAGGGGAAGGUUGUGGUCGAUGCAAUCGGGAUUUCUGUCGAAAGCUUACCCACUGCCCAGCUGGGGUUGUCCUGGAUGAGUGUAAUUGUUGCCCUGAAUGUGGCAAUGUAGAGGGGCAGAUUUGUGACCUGGACAACUCUACCUAUUUCUAUGGAAGGUGCGGUAAGAAUCUCGUAUGCAGGCUCGACACUGAAGGGGUUGGGAGCAGACAGGUUCCCGAACCUCAAUGUGCUUGCAGGUUUCCCAACAGUGUGUGUGGAUCUGAUGGGAAAACUUAUGAUAACAUAUGCAGGUUUAUGGAGCUUCAAGCCCGAAGCAAGAGAAAAGCUGCUGUGAAACACAAAGGACCCUGUGCAUCAGCUCCCAUCAUAUCGUUGGCUCCUCGAGAUGUACAAAAUUUCACAGGGAAUGACAUUAUUUUUGGCUGUGAAGUUUUUGCUUAUCCCAUACCUAACUUGGACUGGAAAAAAGAAGGAAGGAAGGCCUACUUACCCGGAGACGACGCUCAUAUUUCAGUUCAGACCCGAGGAGGCCCGCACAAGUACGGCUUAACGGGAUGGCUACAAAUACAAAGUGUGAAGGAAACAGAUGAAGGAACCUACACAUGUUAUACAAAGAAUAAAUUUGGCACAGUAUUUGCAUCUGCCAAAUUAACAGUUAUCAAACAAGACAGCAAAUCAGCAAAAGCCGUUAUUACCAAUCAGAUUGGAAGCUUCAUCACAGACAAUGAAGACUAUGAUGAUGAUACUGAGGACGGGGAUGAUGAAUAUGAAGAUGAAGAAUAUGCAUCAUCAGACUAGAAAAUGGAAUGCAGCCCCUACAUGAUGUCGUGAUGACUGAAACGUUCAUCAUGUGUUCAUAUUUACCAUCCCGUUACACAUAUCCAGAGCCAUUCCAUUCCAUGCCAAUUACGUGUGCUCUGUCACCAAACAUAUGUAACAUAUAUCAUACUACUUUACAGAAGUGAAUGUUCCUGUUUUACCAUUUAUUUCAACAUGUAAUGGAUAAACAGUAGUAGACAGGUGUGCUGUGCCUAGGAGCUACCACAGCCAGAAGCAUUUUAUUUUAGAUCAACAAUUUCCAUGAUUCAUCUUGAGUAAUUAAAGAAACUAACUUUGGAAGACAAAAUAUAUUUUUCAAUAAAACAGCAGGAGUGCAAGCUUUUUACACCAUUAAUUAAUAAAUAUAUAUAAAUAUUUUAUGCUCACUGUCACCAGCUGCUAGAAAAUUUGACACUGCAAGAGAUAGUGUUACUGGAAAAAAAAUUAAAAGCCAAAUUAUUUCAAAA
Protopterus annectens (West African lungfish) is the source of this 1647-nucleotide messenger RNA. Its product is annotated as kazal-type serine protease inhibitor domain-containing protein 1-like. Bases 269 to 1159 code for a protein of 296 amino acids. Gene Ontology annotation, cellular component: extracellular region. Lineage: Eukaryota; Metazoa; Chordata; Ceratodontiformes; Protopteridae. The record is from RefSeq and is a predicted model, not a curated record. Gene Ontology annotation, biological process: regulation of signal transduction; regulation of cell growth. The transcript is spliced from 4 exons. Gene Ontology annotation, molecular function: insulin-like growth factor binding.